Molecule: messenger RNA, 1725 nt
Organism: Botrytis fragariae
Lineage: Eukaryota; Fungi; Ascomycota; Leotiomycetes; Helotiales; Sclerotiniaceae
Product: putative coronin-6 protein
Exons: 7
Coding region: 1-1725 (574 amino acids)
Biological process (GO): actin filament organization
Molecular function (GO): actin filament binding
Source: RefSeq, a predicted model, not a curated record
AUGUCUUUGGCCAAUCCCGAAUAUCUUUCGGUCAAUUGGGAAGCUAGUGGUGGAGGCGCAUUCGCUGUUAUUCCUUUGAAUGAAAAGGGUCGCCUGCCAGAACAAAUUCCAUUGUUUCGAGGUCAUACUGGCCCGGUUCUCGAUACGGAUUGGAACCCUUUCAACGAUCGCAUUAUCGCUUCCGGAUCCGAUGAUGGAAAGGUAUUUAUAUGGGAGGUUCCUCAAGGUUUCUCCCUCUAUCAAGACUCUGAAGAACCCGUCGAUGUUGCGCCUGUCAGCAAAUUGGCAGGUCAUUCUAGGAAAGUCGGACAAGUUCUAUUCAACCCCGCGGCAAACAACAUUCUCGCAUCCGCAUCUGGAGAUUACACAGUUAAGCUAUGGGAUAUCGGCACCGGGAAAGCACCUUUGACAUUGAAGCACGGCGAUAUUGUACAAAGUUUAUCAUGGAGCGCAAAUGGAGCUCUUAUGGCCACCACUUCUCGAGACAAGAAAUUACGCAUUUGGGAUACUAGACAAGAAAGACCUGCACACGAAGGACCUGGACAUACUGGCGCAAAGAAUAGCAGAGUCGUAUGGAUGGGAGAACAUAAUCGCGUGGCUACUACCGGGUUCUCCAAGAUGAGUGAUCGUCAAUUGGCUUUGUGGGAUGUUGGUAACGCCAAGCAACCAAUUGGAGGGUUCACUGUUUUGGACUCUAUCUCGGGUGUUUGCAUGCCAUUUUGGGAUGACGGUACUCAAUGUUUGUACUUGGCAGGCAAAGGUGAUGGUAACAUUCGAUACUAUGAAUAUGAGAACGACAAGUUCGAAUUCUUGUCCGAAUAUAAGUCUAGUGAUCAACAACGUGGUAUCGCAUUCCUUCCUAGACGUGGUAUUAAUGUUCACGAGAACGAAGUCAUGAAGGGAUUUAAAACCGUCAAUGACCAAUAUGUUGAGCCUAUCUCUUUCACAGUUCCUCGCCGUGCCGAAGUCUUCCAGUCUGAUAUCUACCCACCUGCGAUUGGUUUGAAACCUGCAGUUACUGCUGAGGAAUGGCUUGCUGGUAAAGAUGGAAUUCCUGCCAAGAUCGAUUUGGAAAGUGUAUAUGAGGGAAACGCCCCAGUUGAGGUUCCAUCCGAUUAUAAACCACCUGUCGCUGCACCAGCCCCAACCCCAGCCCCAACGAAGACUGCACCUCCAAAGGCAGAGCCUGAACCAGCUCCAGUCGCACAAAGAGCACCUCCACCAACUAUGUCUGAACAAAAGGGUUCCAUUUCCGCCAUGGCCUCUAAAUUCCAAGAUGAUGAUGAGGAUGAAGCCGAUGAUAAUUCCAGCUUCGAGGAGAUUCAAAAGCCAAUUCAAAAGCCCGUCCCAGCUGCAGCCAAGCCAGAACCAAUCAAGCCCGCUCCAACCAAGGUCACGCCACCAAAGCCAUCCCCUGUAUCUCAAGCAACACCGACAUCAUUCGAACCUGCAGCAAAGGCUACCCCAGCCACUAUCGCUACCUCUUCCGGGCCCAUUUCCGCGGUUGGUGCUUCUCAACCAUCCCCAACCUCGGUUGGUGUCGAAGAUUCCCUAGCAGAAAUCAAGCAACUUUUGGAAGCCCAAACUAAAACUAUUACGGCACAAACGGAGAAAAUUGGUCUAUUGACUCAAGAGGUUGAUACAUUGAAGAUGAGAGUUGGUCCUGGUGAUCAAAGUGAAAGAAUCAGACAGUUGGAGUUGGAGUUGGAAGCUGCCAAGUCUUAA